Messenger RNA from Trichoplusia ni (cabbage looper), 2840 nucleotides. It is a transcript of the gene exu, whose product is annotated as maternal protein exuperantia. Lineage: Eukaryota; Metazoa; Arthropoda; Insecta; Lepidoptera; Noctuidae. Bases 185 to 1432 code for a protein of 415 amino acids. Gene Ontology annotation, molecular function: protein homodimerization activity; RNA binding. The record is from RefSeq and is a predicted model, not a curated record. Gene Ontology annotation, biological process: bicoid mRNA localization. The transcript has 10 exons.
CACAUCACUCACUAUUGCGGUUUGCCAUUUGCCGCACACGUGCUGAGAUUUUGUGAUAUUUUUACCAAUUUAUUUUACUUUGCAGCGUUAGCGGGACAUCUCAAAAGAUCUCCUGUAAACAGAUAUUGUUUGAAAACAUCCAAUCAUCACUGCAUUUAAGUUGAGCUUGCCGUAGUCUUUGUACAUGGCAAUGGUGUCCGAAGCCAAGGUAAACGGCGGCGAGUUGGAGGUGACCAACGAGUUGCCUCCAGCACUCGCCGAGAAGCCCGCCGGCCUGCCACCCGGGAAGUACGCGCUCGUCGGCUGGGAUAUGGAUACCACUGGGCGCAGGCUUAUUGAUGAGAUCUGCCAGAUCGCGGCGUAUACGCCCAAGCAGUCGUACUCUCAGUACAUAAUGCCGUAUGGCGACCUGAACCCAGGAGCGCGUCGCCGCCACAACGUUCGCGUCGUAACUGUAGGACGUUACCGCAUGCUCAAAGACACUAAUACUCAUAAGAUAUUGAAAACAAAGUCUGAGAUAUCCGCCCUGUCCGAUUUUCUGGAUUGGUUGGAGAAGGAGAAGGGAGACGGUAGUGUGAUCCUCAUUUACCAUGAGCCGCGUCGUUUAAGUCCCACCAUGCUUCUUGAAGCUCUUACCAGGUAUAAGCUUCUGGACAGAUUUAAAUCCAUAGUAGCUGGUUUCGCCGACAGCUAUGCCUUAGCCGCUGACAAAUGUAAGGCCACAGUGAAGUCUGUGUCUCUGCGAGUUUUGGCGCGUGUCCUGCUCGACGCUGAUUCACUGUCCGUUGAUAGCGCGUUGGAAAGGGCCACUGCUGCCUAUAGAAUUGUUGAACAUCUUGCACAAGGUGAGCAGCAGGAGGUGGGCGCGGGCGGCGAGGGCGCGGCGGCCAGCGCGGACAUGGUGGAGACCGCGCGCGCCUGGGCCCGCCCCGUCCACACCGAGCUCGACGCACUCGCCACGCUCAAGAAGCUGCUCGAGAGACAGAACACGUUCCGGCCGGUGUUCGCGCCGCUGCUGCGGUCCGCGCGGCCGGAGCGCAAGCGUGUGACCCAGCUGCGACGCCUGCUGGCCGACGCCGGCCUGCUCUACGACCAGCUCAAAGACGCCUGGCAGGAACACAAGCUGGCUGGUUUGGAGAAACAGCUGGGUUCACUGUCGGUGUCUGCUAAGGAGGAAGAUAUUAAAGAACUGAUUGAGAUAUUUGACUGCCACUUCGACCCUGCCAAAGAGCCGAAAGGACCAAAACCUAGAAUCCACAGGAAUAAGAAUAGAGCUGCGUCGUCGGCGGGCGAGACGGGAGAAGCAGAGGGUAGCACUAGCGAGUCUCAGAACAGCUCGCCACAUAACUCACCUAAUAAGACUAGCAACGAUGUGGCGGCGGGUGAUUCUAGUCAAAAAGUCGCGGCGCCGGAGCCUGUGGCUGCCAACUAAAGACCCACGGUCAACGUUCACAAUUAAUGCUUAGAAUUUUCUACCAUAGCAGUCGUUUAGUGUCGUAAGCAGCUCUCGUGUUAGCGACGAUGCCACAAGGGCGGCAUCUGUUCUUAAAGCGUAUAUUAUUUGUUGGUCAUCGGGCUUAAGUGGACUUUAAAGCGUAAGUAAGACAAGUGAUGCAGGUCGCAGUAUUGUUACAUGUUAGUGUCGUAUUGACAUUUUAUAAGAUAUAUCAGACCUUGUCAGAGCCAGUCCACUAUAAAAUUAUUUUGUUUUAACUAUAAAGAAAUAUUUUAAAUAUAUACGGCAGGUGGAGUCACACUACACACUGCCGAUUAUUCGAGUGCAAUUUACCGUCGUGCAAUUUUUUGUCUAUUUACAUGAAAAUGCAUCACAUUUAUUUACAAAGUACUUUGUGUAUUAAAAACUUUUUGUUUUAAAAGUAUUCAAGGGGUAUAGGUAUUCUAUUUUAUAACCGUCCUUACCCCGCGACGGUUUUAUUUGAACCGUUUCGUCGCUAAUUCGAAAGCAGUACAUCAGAGCCAUAGGGAUGUGACAAAACAUUUAUUCGUAUUAUACAACUAGUUUUAAGUCUCCUUUGGAAUUGAGAGAUAUUUGUUUUGCAUGUAACGCAAUGGACGAGUUAUUUUCUUUGAAAACGCCCAAUUUAUUUUUCUCUUUUGCUUACGCAUAAAGUUUUUUCUAUAUAUAGAUAAUAAUUGUAGAUGAGUGCCUUAGCAACUCAGUGUAUUAAGAUAACAUUUUUUAUAUCCCACAUAAUAAUAUUUGGUCUUACAACAACAUUGUUGUUGGCGGUCCAAUAUAAUACGCAUAUUUUAUACUGUCGAGUUAUUUUAAAAUAUUGCAAUUAUGUUACGCGGUAAUGUCGAAAAACGUUUUAUACAUUUUUAAAUAAAAAAAAGUAUGAAUAACAGUUUUAACAAAUGCUUUGAAUGGAGCAAUAUUUAUUUUUAAUUAGGUCCUUUGCGAAUGCAAUAUUGUGGAAUUUUGUACAAUGAGGACUUAUUGAGUACAAUUUAGUACUUAUUUUAUUUAUUCAAAGUUACAUUUAUUUAUUUUGUGUGUGCAAUCACAGGAACGGAUGGACUGAUAUAAACAUCCGAUAUUUUAAAAAAUAUAUUUAUUUUUUGUUUAUUUCUUUUUGCGUUAGUUAUGCUGGCUAUUGCUGUAACAAUUAUUUGCUGACUCUAUUACGUCACUUUUUCGUUUGCCAUAGAACGUUUCGAUUCUAAAAUAAGUUUUUUUUGUUCACCAUACAAUAAGCAAAGUAAUGGAAAAGUGUGUACCUAUUAACUUACCUCUAAUUUAGUUAGUUUUUAACAUAGACUGUACAUAUAAUUUAAUUUCUUAUUUUGUUCAGAUCUCUAAUAAAUAUGUAAGUCUA